Messenger RNA from Necator americanus (New World hookworm), 834 nucleotides. RefSeq lists its product as uncharacterized. The record is from RefSeq and is a predicted model, not a curated record. The transcript has 2 exons. Lineage: Eukaryota; Metazoa; Nematoda; Chromadorea; Rhabditida; Ancylostomatidae. Bases 1 to 834 code for a protein of 277 amino acids.
AUGAAUGACGGUACACUCGUCAUUCGUGGAGAGAAGGUUAAGUCGCGAAAUGUAAUUGUUGUGCACUCAUCUGUCGUCCAUCUUGUCGAUUCUCACGAGAUCCUGUCACCUCGUCUGGCUAUUCUUCGCCUCCGCCCUCUGCGCCAAAGACACAUCAGCAUCAUCAACUGCUACUCACCAACAUUAGCAGCUGAUGAAUCCGAACUGGAUGAGGAGCUGGAGAAACUGAUCCGCAACGAGAACUCCUUCUACAAAUUCGUUGCUGGAGAGGUAAACGCAAAACUAGGAAAAUCCAUAGAUGGGGAAUGCAGGAUCGGAAGAUUUGGACUAAGGGACUGGAACGAAAACGGCAAUCGUCUCGCCAGACUGCUGUCCGCCGCUCGCCUCUUUUAUGGGAAUUCCCUUUUCAUGAAGAAAGAUCAUCGUCGUAGCUCUGAUCACCGUCCUCUUCGUGCUUCUUCGUGCUAUCGGCAACGAAGGAAUAAAGAAGUCGUAUACUACGAUUGCAUUUUCGAGGACUCCUUGUUCCAAGGAGACUGGCACAUCGAGGAGGACCCAAGCGUGGACUACGAGAUGCUGCUCAGAGGAUUACGAGCCUGUGUUGAGCGUGCCUGGGGUCGAAUUUCGAAGACCACCAAGGAAUUGUUGGGAAGAAGAAGGGCUUUCAGGCUUGAUCCGAAUGCGUCGCGCAUUGAGCGGUUAGUAGCAAACACUAGCAGCAGAAAAGCGUUGCAGGAGGAUCUUUCGAAAUACGAGCAGAAGAAGAUCCUGGAAGCAGCACAAAGAAGAACGAGUCUAAGAAAGGAAGUGCCGCAGGGAUCUCCGCGAAUAUAA